UAGCAUACCAUGUCUACAAGACCAUCACAUGAUAAUGUAAUCAACAGUCUAGGCGUCAACAUGGCUUCAGCAUUGGACCAAAUAAUGACAAUCCAAGAGCAGUCUUAUGAUGAGUUUCUGGAUGGGUUUACCUACUUAAACAAAGAUGAAUUGAAGAAAGAGGUGGUCAAUCUAGGAAAAAAGAAGCUAGAGAAACCACUGACAAACAAGUCAAAGAAUAAUAAAGAGAAAGGAAAAAAUAUAACAAAACCAUUGUCAGAGGAUAAAAGUAAAGCACCUUUAAAAGCAAAUACAGAUGAUGAAUUGGAGGAAGAGUUAUUAGAAGAAGGUGAAAGGACAAGCAUCAUGUCACAGAAGUCACCAACUGGAUCUGACGUUACGAGCAAGCUUAAGUUUGAUAAUUUUGUGAUGGAUUGCAUGGAGGAUGAAGAGGAGGAGGAGGACUCUGAUGGAGGGCAGGAGGGUUUCAUGUCAGGAGGAUACCUGGCCAGUUUCAGUGCAGAGGGUAAUGCAGAGUCCUCUAGCAAGGCCAUCUCAGAAGGAAAUUCUAAGGAAAAAAUGCUGCCAGUGUCUGACGAGGAAGCAGAAGACAUUGACAAUCUCCUUCAGGACAACAGUGAUAAGUCAAGAGUCCUUAACAUUCCAUCUAAAUCCGAGAACACUGAUUUCCCAAUCAAGGGUGCUGAUCAAGGAUGUUUUUCCGUUGAGAGAACCAAUUCAAUCCUUGACUCCAGUAACCCAGUGAGUGAACUUGAUCUUCAGAGGGAGUGUGCACAGUGUUCAGAACAGCUAAGUUGUGAAGACAGAGUAGGAGCACCUCCCUCUGAUUCUUUGUUAAAUCCUGGAGAAGUGGAGGAUCUUGGAUCUCCCAGUGCGAUUAAGAUGAAAAACAAGGAGCGGAUUCUAGAUUUCUCUGCCACCUACAGAACAGAAGUGCUACUAACUGAGGAAUCAGUAGAGGAGUGUUCCAGUGAAGUGACAGCUUUUUGUUUGGAUGAGGACUUUGAUUAUGACAAUGUUGUGUUGACUCCAAAAUUCACGGCAGAGGAGAUGGAAUUUCUCAGGAGUUGUAAAACUUGAAAUUAAGUGGGUUUUUUUUUAAGUGUAUGUGAUUAUUGUAGGGGAUCUCAAAAAUAAACAUGUCCAAAUAUC
This is a messenger RNA of Saccostrea echinata, 1152 nucleotides long. RefSeq lists its product as uncharacterized. Bases 10 to 1080 code for a protein of 356 amino acids. Gene Ontology annotation, cellular component: cytosol; 9+0 non-motile cilium. The transcript has 6 exons. The record is from RefSeq and is a predicted model, not a curated record. Gene Ontology annotation, molecular function: intraciliary transport particle A binding. Gene Ontology annotation, biological process: acrosome reaction; spermatogenesis. Lineage: Eukaryota; Metazoa; Mollusca; Bivalvia; Ostreida; Ostreidae.